UGCUUAUAAAGCCGACAAUGGUCUUACGCACAACCUUCUAUCCCCUCUGACAGUGGCAACUUGCAUUAAAGCCACUCUUCUUUCAUCUUUCGUCUUUGUAUUUUCAUCCUUCGACCUCAGACCUCAGAGCUGAGAUCUCCUCCUCCUUCUGUGUAAAUGGGCUCUUCUAUGGCCCGCCUUUGGUUCUGCCUCGCGGCUCUUCUUCUCCUUCUUCUACCAUGUCCCACCGUUAUCGCCAAACAAACCUAUAUAGUCCAUAUGAAACACAAUGAUAAGCCCUUAUCCUACGCCACCCACCAUGACUGGUACUCUGCCCAACUCCAAUCGCUCUCCUCCUCCACUUCAGAUUCCAUCCUCUACUCCUACACCACCGCCUUCCAUGGCUUCGCUGCCUCUUUGGAUCCCGAGGAAGCCGAGUCGCUCCGUCAGUCCGAUUCUGUUCUGGAUGUAUACGAAGAGAGAGUCUAUACCCUCCACACCACUCGCACCCCGGAGUUCCUUGGCCUGGACAGAGACACUGGCCUCUGGGAAGGCCACAAUAAUGUGGAUCUUAGCCUAGCCACUCAUGACGUUGUCAUUGGUGUUCUUGACACCGGGGUUUGGCCCGAAUCUAAGAGCUUCAAUGACUAUGGAAUGCCUGAAAUCCCUGCUAGAUGGCGUGGCGAGUGCGAGAAGGGCACAGAUUUUAGCCCAUCUCUCUGUAACAAGAAGCUCAUUGGGGCUCGAAGCUUCUCCAAGGGAUUCCACAUGGCCUCCGGUGGCAGCUUUCUGAGGAAGCCCAAGGAGGUUGUGUCACCCAGGGACCAAGACGGCCACGGCACUCACACCGCCAGUACGGCCGCUGGUUCCAGCGUGGCCAACGCUAGUCUACUCGGCUACGCCAGCGGCACGGCCCGCGGUAUGGCCACCCACGCGCGGGUUGCCGUUUACAAGGUUUGCUGGAGCACCGGGUGUUUCGGGGCCGACAUUUUGGCCGCUUUGGAUAGGGCCAUAUUGGAUGGAGUCAAUGUCCUCUCGCUGUCUCUUGGAGGUGGGUCCGCACCGUAUUACCGUGACACCAUCGCCAUUGGAGCUUUCUCGGCCAUCCAGAGGGGCAUUUUCGUCUCUUGCUCGGCCGGGAAUAGUGGACCCAGUAAGGCCUCACUCGCCAAUGUGGCGCCGUGGAUCAUGACGGUUGGAGCCGGGACUUUGGACCGUGAUUUCCCGGCCUAUACUCUGCUUGGAAAUAAAAAGCGGUUCAAUGGUGUCUCACUGUACAGUGGACCGGGAAUGGGCGACAAACCGGUCGGGUUAAUUUAUAAGAACCGCAAUAGCAGCUCGAGCAACAUGUGCCUGCCCGGGUCGCUUGAACCGGGCGAGGUACGUGGGAAGGUGGUGAUAUGCGACAGAGGGAUCAAUGCACGUGUCGAGAAAGGUGCUGUGGUACGCGACGCCGGUGGGAUCGGGAUGAUACUAGCCAACACCGCCGCCAGCGGUGAGGAAUUGGUGGCUGACAGUCAUUUGUUGCCGGCGGUGGCCGUGGGGAGGAGGUUCGGUGACUUGAUAAGGCAAUACGCGCUGUCCGAUCCAAAUCCGUCUGCUAUACUGAGCUUCGGUGGGACGGUGUUGAAUGUACGGCCGUCUCCUGUUGUGGCGGCGUUCAGUUCGAGGGGACCCAAUCUGGUGACUCCCCAGAUCUUGAAGCCGGAUGUGAUUGGGCCCGGUGUUAACAUUUUGGCCGCGUGGUCAGAGGCUAUCGGACCCACUGGAUUGGAGAAGGACACUCGGCAGACCCAAUUCAACAUCAUGUCAGGUACAUCAAUGUCUUGCCCACAUAUCAGCGGCCUAGCUGCAUUGCUGAAAUCAGCCCACCCAGACUGGAGUCCAAGUGCUAUCAAAUCCGCGCUCAUGACCACUGCCUAUACACAAGACAACACCAAAUCGCCUCUCCGCGACGCAGCCGGAGGUGGGUUUUCCAACCCAUGGGCACACGGAUCGGGUCAUGUGGAUCCCCAGAAGGCCCUAUCUCCGGGCCUUGUGUACGACACCUCCACCGAAGAGUACAUUGCGUUCUUGUGCUCCUUGGACUACUCCAUUGAGCGUGUCAAAAGCAUUGUGAAGCGCCCCAACGUUACAUGCUCCAGGAGGUAUUCGGAUCCUGGAGCACUCAACUACCCAUCCUUCUCUGUCGUUUUUGGGAGGAAGAGGGUCGUACGUUACACUCGGGAGUUGACCAAUGUAGGUGCCGCGGGAUCAGUUUAUCAAGUAGCUGUGAGUGCACCAUCAACGGUGAAGGUGUUGGUGAAGCCCACAAGACUUUUGUUUAAGAAUGUAGGGGACAAACAGAGGUAUACAGUGACCUUUUCGGCUAUUCAGAACGCCAAUCGAUUGACUGGGUGGUUCGGGUCGAUUGAGUGGAGCAACGCCCAACACCAAGUCAAGAGCCCAGUGGCUUUUUCAUGGAUGUAGCCGUGAGAUAUUGCAUUGAUGGGUUUGGUUAACUGUUUUGAUUUCGGGUUUUUUCUUUUUAAGUGUGAGGAUUGGGCCUUGGUCAGGGAAAGGGAUGAUCCACACCUUAAAUACGGUGGCCCAAAUCUCUGAUCACUCAAACCGAAGUUUGGUUUUAAUUGCAAGGGUCGAGGGGGAAAAAAACGAAAUUGCAUUUCUUUUUAGUAGCAAAGCUAAUGCGAAAGGGAAAGAAACUAAUGUAACAUAAUGGACUUACUAGUGUUCUAUGCAAGUUAUGGCAAUACAUUUCCA
This is a messenger RNA of Ziziphus jujuba (common jujube), 2739 nucleotides long. Its product is annotated as subtilisin-like protease SBT1.8. NCBI's taxonomy places the organism in Eukaryota, Viridiplantae, Streptophyta, Magnoliopsida, Rosales, Rhamnaceae. Gene Ontology annotation, molecular function: serine-type endopeptidase activity. Gene Ontology annotation, biological process: proteolysis. Bases 157 to 2448 code for a protein of 763 amino acids. The record is from RefSeq and is a predicted model, not a curated record. The transcript is spliced from 2 exons.